AUGGAAGUUAGAAGAGUUUAUGAUGAAAGCAACAGUCCAGCUAGGCAACCAUAGUUCAUGAAAACUUUCAGGAAUAAGAUAUCCAAAACCUUCAUGUAUAACUUGGGAAGGAAGCUAUCGAAGGAUGAAAGGGGAGCAAGUCUGCGAUAUCUAGAAAAUAAAGACUUGAUAGAUUAUAAAAUAGUUGUACCUGAAAUAAGACCUCUCGUAUAUGAAGACUAGUCACUUGAAUACAAAGAAAAACUAAAGAGUAGGUAGAAAUAUAAAGUAUAAGCUACUUUACAAGAUCAUCGGAAUUUACAGGAGUUCAAGUGCAACUUCACUCCAAUCUUUAAAAAUGAAAGUGGCACUGCUAUGAUAUCCAGAUAUAAUCUUGAAUCAAACCAUAUUAUGGAAUUGUCCACUCAUAGUAAUAAUCAGCUAAGUUCAUCUGCGAUGAUUAACAGCAAUAGUCUUUAAAAGCUACCGAAAACAAUAAGGCUUCCUGCUACAGAUUAGCAAUUUAGAGUUAAUAGAGCAUAUUUACUAAGCAGAUAAAAAGUUUUAACUUAGAAUUAGAAUCUGAUCGAGGAUGCAGAUGAAAAAAAUCUUAAGAAAGUAAAGGAAAACCACAUUGAAAAGUAGGAAAUCAAAAAUACUGUCCAGAAAUGGUUGAAUAGAAGAAAGCUAAAGAGAAUAAAAUUGGAAUAAAAAAUUAAUAUGCUUGAUAGUUAAAGAGAUGCAAUAAUUUAGAGUUAGAAAUCAUUGUCAAGAUCAAAGAGUAAAAACAAAAAGUUGAGUAGAAAAGAAAAAAAAAUAACGAGAAUUAAGAAAAAAUCAAACAUGGAGCUAAUGUCACUUAUCUAUUAGGAAGACCCUUUAAAAGUUUCUACAAUGAAUACUUAGAGCACUCUAGAAAUGAUCAAGAAAAUGAGGAAACAUUAUAAAAAGCAUAGGCCUAAGUCAAUGAAUCGAAUAAGAACUGCUUAAAACUACAAAGGGGAUUUUGAAAAUAUUUGUGAUUUCAGCAACAACUUGAAACUUUCGAGACAAGCUAUUAAUUUUAAUGAUGACGUUGGCUAUUAAAAUCAUAGAAUUCUAGGUUAAUAAGAAGGAGGAGGCUUAUAUAAUAAAUAAUGCAGUUAGUCCAAUCAUUCUAGAACCUAAAUCCAUUUCCUGUUUAGAAGCAUGAGUAAUUAUCCUUCUGGCUUCUGCAUCAAGACCUGUAUCUUUACAUAGCACAGCCUAAACCUUAUGUAUCCUGCCACUCCUAGUGAAUUGAUCCAGCCAAGUCUCCUUCAGAUAGACUAAGUCAAUUGA
This is a messenger RNA of Stylonychia lemnae, 1299 nucleotides long. Lineage: Eukaryota; Ciliophora; Spirotrichea; Sporadotrichida; Oxytrichidae. The record is from the annotation of a GenBank genome assembly.